ACGCAACGCCUUCUUUUACUGCCACCUCCUUCGUUUGGGAUGUCGUUAAAUGGGUUUGUUUUGAGGCAGCCUUCCCUUUUUACGAGCAUCAUCUUCUAACGAGUGCUUUUUCAUGACGAUUAUAUAAUGUGCAAUCCCAAAGCUGUAAAGUGCAGUGGACUAAAUUCACAUGAUGUUUUGCAGUUUUAGGGCUGACAUCAUUGACAACAACAUCACUCCAUUAUGUGUAAUAAUUAAUGUAAUUAUGCAAAAUAACAUUUUCGUUCAAUAUAGUACUGCUUGAAUGCAUUUGGCGGCUACAGACUUAUAAUGCUACAGGACUUUUUCAAAUUCACAAUUUGGUAUAAAGGUUGUAUUACAACUAUUGUAUUACUAAUACUGUAAUACUAUAUUGUAUUUUCUGGUUUUGUCAUGAUGGUCAAGGCAAGGCCUUGCUCUCCACACAUGACCGUAAGUAACCUGGCAGAAGUAUGUGACAUGAUGUGUGUGUCGCUGUGUUUACUGAAGGAUGACAAAUUACAUUUGCAGCCCGGCCAGGGAUAUGCUUCGUGCUUCGGCCCCUAAAGAGCUUUUCCAUGAGGCAGCUUUCUCUCUCUCUCUCUCUCUCUCUCUCACACACACACACACACACACACACACACACACACACACACACACACACACACACACACACACACACACACACACACACACACACACACACACACAAAACCCCUCUGUACUAACAACCUUGUAAUUGAACACAGUCACGCAACAAUUAAGUCAUUCUUUUGCUCUCUUUUUCACUUUCUAACUUUGGUUCUCUCUCUCUCACCCACUCUCACAAUCACACACACAGGUUAUCAACAAACACACAGGUAAUCAACAAACACACACAAACACAGGUUAUCAACAAACGCACACACACACACACACACACACACACACACACACACACACACACACACACACACACACACACACACACACACAGACAGGCAAUCAACACAAAGCUUCCUCUUACAUCAUGCACACACACCCUCUCCAUAGCCUCUUGCGCGUUAAACGCCACCACCAGCAUGCACCAAACAGCGGCGCUGUAUCUGUGUUUGAUCGGCGCCCUCGCAUGCCCCAUCAGUUCCCACAGGUUUAUGGCUUUACUGCCCGGCCCUUUAGACGCUCCGGGGCCCGGACGGGAUGGCUGGGCGCUUCCCUAAAAGCUGAAUUAUUCUGAAUCAUUUCACUAAAGGCAGCAGAUGCUACUUGUAGGUCUGUGGUCUUCCAUCUAGGAGUUGGAGGUGGUGGGUGGGGGGGCAAUCAAGGCGUCCUGGUGCCUGCUAAAUGCCACCCACUUCUGCAUGACCGCGUCUGAGUGCUUAUCUGACCCUGGCCGUCAUUGUGUCGUCUGCACCUCGCCCACUUUAUGCCUCUCACACGCCCCCUACCAGGGUCGCCCCUUCCUUCUUUGCGGUCAACUGUACGGGACAUGUGUCUGGUCGCUCAGUGCCACGCUGGACAGCGCAUGCGGAAGCAAGAGGGCUGGCUCGCACAUCGGAUAGAGAAGGUUCGGAGGACGAGAUUUACUGAAGAUCCGAUUGAUUCGGGUUAGAUAAAACCGAAGAAUGAGAUCCUCAGGAAUAAAGCUUGUGGACUGUUUCAGCAUGUGGUUGGGAAAAGCCUCUUGUACCAAUCUCUGGUUCAGAAGAUUUUGUCUCGUCUUCUCAUCUUCAACCUCGGCUUAGACGAGGCACCGGUCUCCGGGGGUGACUUGGAUACGAUGGUCGUCUUGCCGCGGUGCGGUCGCUACACCUCGCGUCUCCUCAGCUAAACCGGCCGAUUCCGGCCAACGUCCAGCGUGUCCCGAUGGGAGCGCCAGCCGUCUCCGUGAAGGACUGCAUGUCUCUGUUCGUCUACUGCUUCACCUUCCUCCUGGGCCUGCCCGCCAACCUGCUGGUGCUCUUCGUGUACGUCCGCAAGGCGCGCAAGCGGGGCGCCACGCCCAACGUGGUGUACGCCCUCAACCUGUGUCUGGCCAACCUGGCCCUGGUGGCCUGGCUGCCCGUCAAGGCCCUGGAGAUCUUCCUCCAGGGCUGGGUUCUGCCGGGCUUCCUGUGCCCCAUCUACAACUUCUUCCUGUUCGCCUCGGUGUACGGCAGCUGCCUGUUCCUCACGGCCGUCACGGUGGGCCGCUACCUCAGCAUCGCCUUCCCCAUCGCCUACAAGCUGUACCGCCGCGCGCGCAUCUCCUGCUUCAUCAGCGUGGCGCUCUGGGCCGUGGUGCUGCUCCACCUGUCGCUGGGCCUGGUGGCCGAGGGCGGGGCUUUCUUCGUGACGCGGCCCGACGGCGAGGGAGGGGCGGCGGCGUGCUACGACCACUUCAACGAGUCGCAGCUGGAAGUGCUGCUGCCCCUGCGGCUGGAGAUGGCCGUGUGCCUGUUCCUCCUGCCGCUGGCCAUCACGUGCUUCGGCACGCUGCGCUGUGUUACGCUGGUGUGGCGCUCCUGCCUGCCGGCGGCGGGGAAGCGGCGGGUGCUGGCGGUGGCGCUGACCACACUGGCGGUGUUUGUGGUGUGCUACGCGCCCUACAACGCCUCGCACGUGGUGGGCUUCGCCACGUGGGACGACGUGUGGUGGCGCAGCGGCGCCAUGAUGACCAGCGCCUGCAACGUCUUCCUGGAGCCCGUGGUCAUGCUGAUGCUGUCGCCCGCCGUGUCCCGCGGCAUCAUGGGAAGGGUGUGCGGCGGCAGUGGGCGUCGCCCAACCUCGUCCACGCCGAGGUCGGCGCAGAGUCGCCCGCGUAACACCCUGUCGCAGGACCCCGGUGGGGAUGUCAGGGAAAGCCCCUCGCUGUCGGAUAAGGGUCCGCCCGAGGUCACGAUGACCAGGUUGAGUCAAGACUGACCGGAAGGGAAGGACGGUCUCGAACGCGACUGGAUAUGGCGGACAUGUGCUGACUCAUGCUGUUGCCACGGCAGCGGAUGGGCAGAGGGAUCAUGGCGUGGGUUGGAGGUGUGUACCAGUCUUCAGUAGGUUAGUAGGUUACUAAUGAAGCGUUUGAAUGGAACUUGGAUGGACACUUUACACUUGUAAUCAAGAGAUACCCUGACUUUAUGCUUUUUCUCAUUCUUUUUAUUGCUUUUUGGAAGAUUAAUGUUGCUUUCUCUGAAUAAUAAAAACACAUAGAUGCAAACCAGAUAGAUAAGGUAUUUUCUCACGAGCAGCCACUACUCUUAUCGCAUUGUUAUAUGAUGUUCAUGAACCAAUUAAGACACACCUCUUUCUCACUCACACACACACACUAACACGCACGCACACACACACCAGGUUCAAUGGUAGAUUACGUUUGAUUUGGUGUGAAGUGGUGCUUUACGCUUAAUGGUGCAUCAGUCAUUAUAAAAUUGAAGAUCAGACACGUCUGUAGGUCAUGUUUGUGUAAAUAAUUUUGUUUAAUUUUAGGCAAUGUGUUUUCAUUUAACGCUCCCUUCAAAAUAAAAAGAAUUUCUGAAAUGUUCACUGUACAGAGAAAUCUAUCCAGGGUAUUAUGGGUCCAAGAGGCAAAAAGUUCAGUUCAGAAUGUAUAUGUAUGUAUAAGACCAGUAUACCAAGUUUACAAAUGUUGUAUCCAUCGGUGCGGCGGGGUGAUCGUUUAACUUUGACCAUGAAUUAUAGCGCCCCCCUAUGGGCAAAAUGGUCCAAAUGUUUUGGAAACCUGCUCUUCCGGGAUACCAUUCACAGGCUAAAAUAUGGGCGCUCCCAAAUCAAAAGAAUAAUACCCAAACAAGACAAUAACAAUUGAUAUCCAAAGAUUAACUGUGAAUAGCUACCUAUUUAUGCAUUGAAUCUGUAUGUUAACCUGUGUGUAAAUUGCAAUUCACUUUUAAUAAACACAACCU
This is a messenger RNA of Gadus macrocephalus (Pacific cod), 3872 nucleotides long. Its product is annotated as free fatty acid receptor 3. Gene Ontology annotation, biological process: positive regulation of calcium ion transport; response to fatty acid; positive regulation of cytosolic calcium ion concentration. NCBI's taxonomy places the organism in Eukaryota, Metazoa, Chordata, Actinopteri, Gadiformes, Gadidae. The transcript has a single exon. The record is from RefSeq and is a predicted model, not a curated record. The coding region runs from base 1843 to 2880 and encodes 345 amino acids. Gene Ontology annotation, cellular component: plasma membrane. Gene Ontology annotation, molecular function: bioactive lipid receptor activity.